GAUGGUCUACAGAGGCAAUAAGGGGAGUCGGGUUUCAGUGUUCAGGAACGGUGGAAGCACUGAAGGACUAAGGCAGCCUUUGUUCCAUUUGGAGCUGCAGGCAGCUGAGAGGGAGAGGGAGAGAGAGUUGAGGGAGAGAAGGCUCUGAGUCUGACUGGGAGUAGUGCGGGCUCCAACUCUUCACUGUACGCACAUAUGCACGAGUGAACUUUUUUUGUGAGGAAUUUACAUCAAUAAUCGAAGAUGAAUUCCCGACUCUCGCUGUGGUCCUUCGGUAUACAUCUCCUCCUGUGGUACUGCCAUCUUCCUGCUGACGCGCAGGUUAAGAAAGUUCGUGCAAGCCUUGUUGUGGAGCCCCGCUCCCUGGAAGUAGAUGUUAAUUUGGAUGUUACGUUCAACUGUAAAUGGACUGGCUACCCACCCCGCGGCUUCAGCUGGAACAAGAAGGGCGACGACAUGGUACUCAGUAAUAAUAACCAGCUGCACCUGAAGUCGGUCAAUCAGUCGGAUGCUGGUCAGUACGUGUGCAAAGCCAUGGUCCCACGCAUUGGUGUUGCUGAGAAAGAAGUCACACUGAAGGUCAAUGGCCCUCCUAUUGUCUCCGGUGACCCAGUCCAAUACGCAGUCAGAGGGGAGACAGGGGAAGUCAAAUGUUACAUCUCUGGCACCCCUCCCCCAGACAAGAUUGUGUGGGCAUGGAAGGACAGCGCGUUGUCCGAGAGGUAUACGGUGGAGCAGAGCCGGGUGCACUCGCAGGGCGAGGCUGUACUCUCCACUCUCAUCAUCAACAAUGUGAUGGAGUCCGACUUCGAUUCUCCCUUCAACUGCACUGCCCGGAAUGCCUACGGGCCAAGCGCCAUCACCAUCGCCCUGGAGGAGACUGAGCGGGGAUCUACAGCCCACCUGGACCUCACAGAGUUAAUUGGAGUCCCUCUCCCUCCGUCUGUCUCCUUCAUCACCGGCUACGAGGGCUUCCCGGCCUACAGCUUCGGGCCCAACGCCAACAUCGGGCGGCUGACCAAGACCUUCGUGCCGGACCCCUUCUUCCGCGACUUCGCCGUCAUCGUCACCAUCAAGCCGACGACGACCCGGGGAGGGGUGCUCUUCGCCAUCACGGACGCCUUCCAGAAGAUCGUGUACCUGGGCCUGGCCCUGACCCCCGUGGAGGACCAGACGCAGAGGAUUAUUAUGUACUACAGCGAGCAGGGGUCCUCGCGCUCCCAGCAGGUGGCGUCCUUCAAGGUGCCCGACAUGUCCAACAAGUGGAACCGCUUCACGCUGACGGUGCAGGACGACGAGGUGCGGCUGUACAUGGACUGCGAGGAGUACCACCGCAUGGCGUUCCAGAGGGGCCCCGGCAGGCUGCGCUUCGAGGCCAGCUCGGGCAUCUUCGUCGGCAACGCCGGGGGCACCGGCCUGGAGAGAUUUGUGGGCUCCAUUCAACAGCUAGUGCUCAUGCCAGACCCUAGAGCUGCGGAGGUGCAGUGCGAGGAGGAUGAUCCCUAUGCUUCCGGGUAUGGCAGUGGGGACGACAGCUUAGACGACAGGGAGACGAUGGAUGAAGUGAAGAAACGUGUGGAUGAGAAAGAGAUCACCUCUGCAUGGGCAGAGGACUUCCUGAGCGCGCCAGUGCCAGCCCCUCCCACACAGUCACCCAAUGAGGAUGAAGAGGGUGCUUACUCAGGGGAUGCGAUGCCCACGGAAGAGCCGUCCUCCAGCCAGGGCAUCAUACUGACUACUGAGACUACUGAGACUACUGGGACGGCAGAUCCAAGCCACACAGAGAAUACAGACCAAGGAGAAAGAUCAGUAAGUAAAGGCGAGCGUGGGGAUCAGGGCCCCCCUGGCCCUCCUGGACCCCCUGGACCCCCUGGACCAUCCGUGCCCUCCAGAGGAGGGAGUGCAGAAGGAGGGCAGCCAGGCCCCAGGGGGCCUCCAGGGCCAAAAGGAGAAACAGGAACACCUGGGAAGGAUGGCCAGCCUGGGAGCCGGGGAGAAGAUGGAGCUACGGGAGCCCAGGGCCCGCAGGGAUUUCCCGGAUUGGGAGGAGACCUGGGACCCAAGGGAGAAAAGGGUGAUCCUGGAGUGGGCCUCCCCGGGCCUCCCGGGCCACCUGGCCCUCCAGGCCGUCCCAGCCCUCCCAGGCCCUCGGAUGGUAUCGAUGCUUACGGCUCUGGGUUCGGGGACUUUGACAGCGACGCAGAAAUAGUCAGAGGCCCCCCUGGUCCUCCCGGUCCCCCAGGAAAACCUGGCCCCCCAGGGCCCGGCACAUCUUUUGGCCCCACGAUGGGCCUGCUCCCGGGGCUGCCCGGCGCCCCAGGGAAUGAUGGGAAGAACGGAGAACCGGGUAAACCCGGGUUACCUGGACCCCCUGGAGUUGAUGGAAAAGCGGGAACAGCAGGUGCGAAAGGGGAGAAGGGUGAUCCGGGCUUGACUGGACCACCUGGACUGAAGGGUGAGGUGGGAGAGCCGGGGCUCCCAGGCCCUAUCGGACCUGAAGGGCCCAGGGGCCCCGUUGGCCAACAUGGGCCCCCGGGGCCGCCAGGACCACCAGGGCCCCCAGGACUGGGCUCUGCCCUGGACAUGGAGGACCUGGAAGGUUCUGGAGGACUGGGUGGGUUCGGGAUGCCUGGACCCGAAGGCCCACAGGGACCUCGAGGCCUUCCUGGCCCCCCAGGGCCCAAGGGGGCCGACGGUAAGCCCGGUGUGGGAGAGAAGGGUGAGCGUGGUAAUCCAGGAAGAGAUGGCAACCCAGGUAUAGCAGGAGUACCUGGAUUAAGGGGAGGAACGGGAGACAAGGGCAGUCCGGGAGCAAAGGGGGAGCGCGGCGUCGACGGGUCCAGUGUCACAGGUCCUCCUGGACCACCCGGACCCCCGGGGCCAAUGAUCAGCUUCCAAGAUCUCCUGCUCAACGACACCGACGGAGCCUUUAACCUCACGGAGAUGCAGGGACCGCCGGGGCCCAUGGGACCUGAAGGCUUGCCAGGUCGAGCAGGAUUUCCUGGACCGAGGGGCCCGAAGGGGGACAUGGGGCUUCCAGGGAUCCAGGGCUCUGCGGGGCUAAAGGGCGAAAAGGGCGAACCCGGGGUCACCAUCAGCGCCGACGGGUCUUUGAUGACUGGACUCAGAGGGCCGCAGGGGCCCAAGGGAAUCAAGGGUGAACGUGGUUUCCCUGGCCAAGUUGGACUCAUGGGCCCCAUUGGACCCCAGGGACCAAAAGGAGAAUUUGGGUUCCCUGGACGCCCGGGCCGUCCCGGAAUGCUGGGGAAGAAAGGAGAAAAGGGAGAUUCUGUCAGUCAGCCGGGCCCCCCCGGCCCCCCCGGCCCUCCUGGUCGCCCAGGACCACUCAACUGCCCCAAAGGAACAGUUUUCCCGGUCCCUCCCAGACCACACUGCAAAACACCAAUUAAUGGGAACACAGAUUCAACAGAAGGGUCUGAUUGUAGGGGAAGGACGGGAGCCAAAGGGGAGAAGGGAGAUCGAGGCUGGCCAGGCCUGCCAGGAAGUUCAGAUUCCUGGCUUCUCAACGGUGUUACGGGUGAGAAAGGGAUCCCCGGCUACAGAGGGGAGAAGGGUCAGAAGGGGGAGGCUGGACUUCCAGGCCCGCCUGGGCUUCCUGGGAGGUCGGGCCUGGUGGGGCCCAAAGGCGAGGCUGUCGUUGGCCCCCAGGGUCAGCCUGGAAGACCAGGCCAACCCGGAGCUCCUGGGUUUGGAAGACCUGGACCUCAAGGCCCCCCAGGGCCUCCUGGGCCCGCAGGGCCCCCCCCUCUCUUUGGUUCUGCUGUUGCUAUUCCUGGCCCCCCUGGCCCCCCUGGCCCACCUGGACUUGGGAACCCCGUGACCACCUAUAAGUCGGUGGAGACCCUGUUCCAGCACAUGCACCGCUCGGCAGAGGGCACCAUGGCGUACGUCUCAGAGAAGAGUGAGCUCUACAUCAGAGUGCGGGAAGGCUGGAGAAAGGUUCAGCUUGGAGAGUUGAUUAGCCUCCCCGCUGAUAGCCCGUCCACUGCCGUGUCCCAUCGGCUCUCCCGGCAAGGAGGGCUCAGCUACAGUGACCUCAUCACCCAGGGACAGGUGUACCUUCCUGGAUACAACAUCCUGGCACACACCAUCCACACGGGCCCUGGGCUCCACCUGGUGGCCCUGAAUGCCCCUUUCUCAGGCAACAUGGGAGGGACACGUGGCGCGGACAACCAAUGCUACCAGCAGGCGCGCGCCAUGGGGCUGGUCAGCACCUACAGGGCCUUCCUGUCCUCACACCUGCAGGACCUGGCCAGCAUCGUGAAGAGGGGAGACCGCUUCAACAUGCCCAUUCUCAACCUCAAGGGAGAGGUGCUCUUCCACAACUGGAUGUCCAUCUUCUCCGGGAACGGGGGUGUGUUCCAGCCCGAAAUCCCCAUCUACUCCUUCGACGGCCGGAAUGUGAUGUCAGACCCGUCCUGGCCUCAGAGGAUGGUGUGGCACGGCUCCAGCGCAGACGGGAUCCGCCUGACCUCCAGCUACUGCGACGACUGGCGCACGGGCCACAUGGCGGUGACGGGCCAGGCUUCCCUUCUGCACAGCGGGCGGCUGCUGGGUCAGCUCACGCGCAGCUGCUCCAGCCAGUUCAUCGUGCUGUGCAUCGAGAACAGCUACGUCCAGGAAGCGUACAGAAUCUAACCGCGCUCCCGCAAGGGCUCCACAGAAACACACAGAGAAGUAGACACUGUUUCCUGCCUCCUUCCCAUGCUCUAGCAUUUUUUUUUUUUUUUUUUUUACUUUCGAAAAGGUGUAAAUAUAUGUAAAUUGACGUCCGACCUGCCCUUUGUUCAAUUGACCGAGACCAAUGCCAAAGACCAGAUACCUCAGCAAGCAAUCUGUGAAUCUGUCCUCCAGGGAGCAAAGCUGGUGUCGAGUCAGAUGACACGCUCCCGAGAAUUAUCACAUCAGUUGCUCGUCAUGCGAGAGGCUGGUGGCAAGAGUUAAGAGGGGCGCCCUCUCUGUGCUACUUGCCAGCCGAAUAUUACACAUUCUCAUUUGGGUUCUGCCUGGUGUUCUUUACGUGAUGUCAUUGAUGACACUAUGAUGUCACUGCUUAAGUCAACACUUGGUCCACAUUCCAAUGAAAAAAGUCCUGGGUUGCCUAACAAGAUGACGUGAUUUAAAUGCACUGCAUUCCAGUUAAUCCUUUUCCCCCCAUUCCAUUACCUGGCUUUUUUUCUGUCAAGGUUUCUGUUUUCUAUCUACAAAUUUCUAAUGCAAGCAACAGUUGUUAUCUCAGUAUUUAAAUUAAAUUCAAUGUUCUAUUUAUACCAUUACAGCACAUAAUCUAAAUAAAUGAAGUGAUCGAGGUUGUGUAAUUUAUAGGUUCCAUUGCUCAAAAUGAGAGUGCUACAGUAUUUUGCCUUGUCCUCUUACAAUUAGUAUUUUUGUACAGCAUCUGUUUUGACUGAUCUAGAUUAACAAAGUUUUUUUAAGAUUCAAAAGGAUUCUAAAAUAGGUACAUAGAAUUAUGGACUGUAAAAAAAUGAUGAGACUAUAUUUAAAAAACAAAGCAAAAUAAGUCAACUGGAAGUGUUCAAAGUAAGUUGGAAUUUAACUAUACAAUGAUCACUCCUAGCGCACAGCCAAGAAAGAGACCUGAUAAUUGUAAUCGUACUGCAGAGAAAUUUAUGUUUGUGUACGUUGACUGGUGUUCAUUGAAUAAAUGUUUUUUACAAAA
Molecule: messenger RNA, 5701 nt
Organism: Anguilla anguilla (European eel)
Lineage: Eukaryota; Metazoa; Chordata; Actinopteri; Anguilliformes; Anguillidae
Product: collagen alpha-1(XV) chain-like
Exons: 47
Coding region: 244-4659 (1471 amino acids)
Cellular component (GO): basement membrane
Source: RefSeq, a predicted model, not a curated record